This is a messenger RNA of Orbicella faveolata, 8290 nucleotides long. RefSeq lists its product as uncharacterized. Gene Ontology annotation, molecular function: protein binding; serine-type endopeptidase inhibitor activity. NCBI's taxonomy places the organism in Eukaryota, Metazoa, Cnidaria, Anthozoa, Scleractinia, Merulinidae. Gene Ontology annotation, cellular component: extracellular region. The record is from RefSeq and is a predicted model, not a curated record.
CCAAAGGAUGGUUCUCGAUUUAUUUUUUUAUUGCGUGACAGUGAAAACGAUCUAUACUAAGGGAAGUGACAAAAAACUGUUUCAUACAAGCGAGACAUUUAUUUUCUUUCCCUCGGCCAAGAGAAGCGCCUUCGACUGAAAAGCGAACGUGAUACUUUAUCUUGGGGGUAGCAAUAUGUAACGUCCACCAGAACAUCUCUCUAGAACGACUUAGGACUGAUGUCAGCGCUAAAUUGAUGGCACGUCCGUGAGAAAAGAAAACAUGUGCAAUCUGUCCUUGUUUCUAAUCUUUAGCCUUUUUCUUCCUCGCAGAAAAUCGAAUACCAGUGCUGAGCCAGCGAACGUGUUCAAGUCUAUUGUAGUUAACCGGCUACCUAUACACCUCCGAUUAAGGUUUUCUAUUGUAAUUCUUUCUAUUGUACGGCUAUUGUACGGACCACGAUGAGCAAACACUGUAACCUUUUUUACGACAAUAGUCCUAACUUGAUUCCAGUCUUCUCGACCGAGAUGGUUUUCAGAGGUCUCAUCUAUACUCAACUUUAAUAUCUGGCAGUUUUAAUAUAUGAAUAUUUCAUAUUUCUACAUUUACGAGUAUAUUACGAAAUUAUUAGCUUGAAAAAUUCAAAAAUUCAAGCUUAAAAGUGAUUCGAACCAUGACUUCUCCGAUAACCAUACGGUUCUGACUGCUUUACUGAGCUAUCGUGCCAACUGGGAAGCACGAAAUGGCUGUGGUACCCUUUUUGCUCUUCGAUGUCCUCUUGUUUUCCCCAUUAUCGAUGAAUUAAUCAUUUCCCGAGAUUCUAACUGAUGUCGUGACAUGAACUGGUAACGCCAGCAAUCUCAUUACGGCCGGAUACUGUAAAAUAAUACAUCUUGCGGUCGAGGUCUCGCCAAGCGCAUAAACACGGUGGAGUCUAAACGGACGACUAUGAUGUGCCAGUUAUUUUCUCUUAAAAGUUUCGCUUUUUUGUCGUUAUUAGCGUUCUACUAUGACCUCUCUGUAGGUAACAGGCUGAGGACUGCCCGUCGCUACAGAAGACAAGCUGUGAAGGAAGGCCGGUGCCCCUCUUGGAGCGUCAUCAGGAACUGUUCUUCGCUUGAACAAUGCAAUUGGGAUGGCGACUGUUCCGGUACUCAGAAAUGCUGCAGGAGCACAUGUGAGACACGCACCUGCUACGAACCCAUUUUGGCAGUAGGACCCGGCGAAGAUGCGUGCCCAAUAGACGAAGUCGCAUUGAAUAAAGAUAGUUCAAAUUGUCUUCCUGGAAGAACUAGAUUUUGCUUUAAAAGCAACUGCAAAAGAUGCUGUUACCACUAUAACACGUGCAACCCUAAUCCGGAACUUCUUAUGUCCAGGGACGAAUGUCGAAGAGUGCUUUGUUCUCCAAGGGUAUGCAAGUUUCCAGGGGAAGUUUGCGUUUUGGACAAAUAUAACUCUCCCAGAUGCUCCUGCCUGUCAAAGUGCCCUACGCCACAGCCGGAGGAAAAAGUUUGCGGGACUGAUGGUAUUCCCUACAACAGCGCUUGUGAAUUAAACAGAACAGCUUGUAUUUUGGGAAUAACUGAUAUCAAGAUUCAUAACAAUGGAGGUUGCAAGCCAAAUGGAGUGAAGAUUGAAGUCAGUACAGCCCACAAGAGCAAACAAAUUCUGCCAGCCUACAAACAAGGUGAACUCACGUGCCGUUUUGAGGGAGACCCUGUGAGUAUCACGUGGAGAAAGGUUGGACUUCGUACUUUGCCAAAUCGAAUGAUUCCUCGUAUGGACAAGCUAGAUAUUCUGGAUGUCGAUAUGCGCGACAGUGGAAUGUACAAAUGCAAGGCUUAUGACGGAUUCUCCACAGCGGAGGCGGAAAUAAAUGUUACUAUUAACGGACCAUCUUCUCCCAGUAUUGGAAAUAACACGUCUCGCACAGAUUGUCUACAACCUCGAAGUACUGGGUACUGUAGAAGAUACAUCGUUCGCUGGUACUUUGAUGGUGAAGGUGGUGUCUGCAGACCAUUUGUAUACGGUGGCUGUGGUGGAAACAAAAAUAAUUUCCAGACUCAAUUAGAGUGUAGCUCUUCUUGCAGUUAUGCAGCUGGUGACAUAUGCAUUUUGCCAAUGAUCGAGGGCCCUUGUAAAGGCUUCAUGCCGCAAUGGUUUUACAAUUGGAAGAAAGGACGAUGUGAACAGUUUAUUUAUGGCGGGUGCAGCGGUAACGCCAACAGAUUUAACACCAAGGCAAAAUGUCAACUUCGAUGCGUAGUGGAUCCGUCGGCAAACACUGCAUGUUUACGCCAACAGUUCUUAGCCAGGCGUAACAAACGUCUUGGCGUGUUUGUACCAAGAUGUCUUCCCGACGGAGGGUAUGAUAAGGUUCAGUGUCAUGGAUCAGUUUGUUUCUGUAUGGAUGAGGAAGGAGAAGAAGUUCCAGGGACGAGAGUUUAUCGAAAUCAAGCUCUCGACUGCACGGGAAAAUUACCACUCCCAACUGUUGGUGGUUUGUCUCCUUGUCAGAGGGUUCGACAAAAUGCUAGCGCUGUACCAUUUGGUUCUUCUUACCUUAUUCGUUGUAAUCAGGACGGUAGCUAUGAAGAGGUGCAGUGUAGUGGAUCAACUGGCUUCUGCUGGUGUGUAGACAAAAGUGGUAAUGAACUUGAGGGAUCCAAGACUAGAGGACCUUUGAAAUGUCCUGUCCUAGAUGUUCGUUUGACGCUCUGUCAGCGUCGGUACCUAGAACAUUCCAGAAAUCCGAGACCAGACAAGGAAAUACCGAGAUGUCGGCCCGAUGGAAGCUUUGAGGAAGUUCAAUGCCGAGGCGUGAUAUGUUUUUGUGUCGAUCCCGAUAAUGGCAGGGCAGUAAAGGAGACCAACAUUAAUACGUUAUUUGGAGAACCGAGAUGUGGUGAAACAGGUGACGGUCUAACGCUUUGCCAGCGAAUGCAUCAAGGUGCACUCAGCUCAUCUGAGCAGGACAUUUACGUUCCUCAGUGCACUUUAAAUGGGUCCUUCGAGGAGGUUCAGUGUCAUGGACCCAGCAAUGAGUGCUGGUGCGUGGACCAACUAGGAAGUGAGCUAAACGGAACAAGACGAAAGGGACCUUUGAAGUGCACAGAAUUAGUACAUCCCCUAACUGCUUGCCAGAAGGAAUACCAGAAGCUCUUAAGGCGGUGGCGACAUCCCUCCAGCCGGUAUAUCCCUCGCUGUAGGGCGGAUGGUAGUUAUGCGCAGGUGCAAUGCGCUGGAGGAGUUUGUUUUUGUGUCUCUCCACAAGGAAAAGAAAUUCCUGGAACCAAGACAGUUAAUUCCGCCAGGCAACCUAACUGCACACACCCAGAUGCCAACAUCACACCUUGCGAGAAAAAGCGUCGAGACUCCAUUUUCUAUUCAAAGAAAUUUAUUCCUUUUUGUAAACCCGAUGGGAGUUGGUCUGAGAUUCAAUGCGGAAAGUCUUCGAGGGAUUGUUGGUGCGUGGACAGCGGUGGGAAUGAAGUCCCUGGCACUAGAGGUUCUAAUCUGGAAAUUUGCCCUGAUUUCGGUAAAUUAAGCCCUUGCAGAAAGAGGCUACUGAGCUGGAUGAAAAACCCUCAUCGAGAGAAACAUUUUCCAUGGUGCCGAGCUGAUGGUUCAUUUAACCCUAUGCAAUGCUAUGGCUCAUACUGCUACUGUGUUAACGAGAAGGGAAUUGAAAUGCCCGGAACAAAGAUUAGUACGUCAGUGGGAAGACCUGUCUGCACAUAUACAAGUGGUACUGUGACUUCUUGUCAACGUAAACAUAGCGAGGCUCCUUUGCAAUAUUUCGAGGGUGUUUUGGCACCUCGAUGUAAACUCGAUGGACAGUACGAGGAGGUACAAUGUCAAGGGUCUACUAGAGAAUGCUGGUGUGUAGAUAAGGAUGGAAAAGAAAUUCCAGGGACCAGGACAACUGAGCCUGUUAAAUGUCCCGUAAUAGAGACUCAUUUAUCUACCUGCCAAGAACGGUACAUAGGAUAUGCCAAGAAUCCACUUCCAGGGAAAAUGAUCUCUAGAUGUAAGGGCGAUGGGUCUUUCGAGUCUAUCCAGUGCCAGAACCUCCACUGCUUUUGCGUUGACGAGGAAGGAAAUCCAAUCAAAGGAACGUCCUUGCCUGCUAGGCUUGGAAAACCUAAAUGUGGCCUUUCAGGUCAAGAUCCGCUGUCUACCUGUGAGAAGAAGCACAAGGAAGCUUUACAACUCCCAGCCACACCGUUGCGGCUUAUUCCAUCGUGUAAACGCGAUGGCAGAUUUGAAGAGAUCCAGUGUCUUCCAGUCUCGAGUGAAUGUUGGUGUGUAGACGAGUCUGGAAAGGAAAUCAUAGGAACAAGGACGACUGGUUACCUGAGAUGUCCUUCUGCAGGAGCCGCCUUAACACCGUGCCAAAAGGAUUAUCAAGAGAGACUCAGAAGCUGGCUUUUACCCGGCCCUUAUAUUCCUCGUUGUACACUCGACGGGAAUUACGACCCUGUGCAAUGCGAAGGAUUUUACUGCUACUGCGUCAACGAACAUGGGGUAGAAUUGGUUGAAAGCCGAGUAGAUAUAACUGAAGGGCAACCAAAAUGCAAAGCUGGAGGUUACAAGUUGACUCUGUGUCAGAAGCAGUUUCAGGACUAUGUAACACAUCCUAUGCCGGGUCGUUUUGAACCUCGCUGCAGUAAGACUGGAGCCUUCCAAGAGAUUCAGUGUCAUGGAUCUUCUUGCUUUUGUGUCAACCGUGAAGGCAUAGAGUUACCGGACACAAGACGAAGUCUGGCGAUGGGUAAUCCAGUCUGCUCAAGGCCAGAAAUCUCAUUAACCCAAUGUCAAAAGCAGUUACAAGAGGCAAUAAGCCUUCCCCCAGACCCUGACAGGUUCGUGCCGCGAUGUAAAUUUGAUGGUAGUUUCGAGGAGGUACAGUGUCAUAGUUCAACAGGACCGUGUUGGUGUGUGGACCGAGACGGGAACGAACUGUCAUCUACAGCCACAAAUCGAACGGUUACAUGUCCAAAUAUUGACACUCACUCACCUUGCUGGACUCGCUUUCAAAAGAGCAUCAGAAGCACAUCCGCUGGUUCUCAUGUUCCAUGGUGCAGAUCUGAUGGAAGCUUUUCUUCCUUGCAAGUGCAGGCGUCACAAUUUUUUUGUAUAAGCGACAGAGGCGAUGAAAUAGCAGGCACGAGCGUGGACGUCAGCCUUGGGAAGCCAGACUGUCGGGCUGCUACCUCUUAUGGAUUCAUAGUGACACCCUGCCAACGUGAACGCGCCCGUCGCUUGCAUCUCCCACUAAUGGAGGGAAAGUACGUUCCCCGUUGCCGAGUUGACGGCACGUAUGAUGACGUGCAGUGUGAUGUCGCGAUAGGUCAAUGCUGGUGUGUUGAUCGAGAUGGGAGGGAGUUCAGAGGAACUAGAAGCGCAGGUGUCAUUAGGUGCCCUGGUGAAGUAGGAAAUCUCACAUAUUGCCAAAAACGCCAAAAGAUAGCCUUGGAGUUAUCUUUGAGUGGGCCUAAUGUCUGGAACUUCAUACCGAGGUGUCGUGCAGAUGGCGGUUAUCAUGAAAUUCAGUGUCACGUGGGCACAGGACAGUGCUGGUGCGUAGAUAUAAACGGAAACGAAAUCCGGGGAACUACAGCCCGAGGAUUGCCUGACUGCGUAGUAAAUAUAACCGCUUGCCAACGUCACAGAACACGAGCUCUUGGUCUGGCGGGAAAUCCACCUCCCGGAACUUACGUGCCACGCUGUAAACCUGACGGAAGUUACAAUGAUGUGCAAUGUCACGGAUAUACCGGUCUUUGUUGGUGUGUGGACGAGAAAGGCAAUGAAAUACUGGGAACUAGGAAGUGGGGACGGCCUCACUGCGCCAGACUUCCACCAGACCACGAAACACCCCUAGACCUUGGUAUUAUGAUCGACGCUUCCGACUCAGUUACAAAGGAAAACUGGCCGAUCAUGUUGGAAUUCGUCUCCUCAGUUGUGGAUUCUUUUGACAUCUCCGCCAGAGGAACUCAUAUUGGACUUAUUGUAUUCAGCCGUGAUGCGGAAAUAUCGCUAUAUUUUAACACCUUACAGGAAAAUAAUCUCACUGCCACGAACGUGACUAAAGCUGUAAAUAAUCUCCAAUAUAAGGAUGGUUGGAGUCGGUCUGACUUAGCAUUGUUACUUGCUGAAGAAGAACUCUUCAACGAGGCGACAGGAAUGAGAAUUGAAAUUCCCAAGGCCCUUCUUGUGGUAACAAGUAGCAGUCAGGAAAGAAAGCAAGGACCUUACACUCCCUUGUCAGCAGCAGCUCAAGGACUUAGAGAUAGAGGCGUGUCUAUAUAUGUGAUUGGUAUUGGAGAUAAAGUGAAAGUUGCUGAGCUCAUGGAUUUAUCGUCGGAUUACAGAAAUGUGUUUGUUGCUGAUGACUUCAGUACUGUCCGUUCUCGGGGUAAAGUGGUGACGGAAAUAAUCAAAAAUGGAACUGAAGAUUCCUCUAGAGACUGGCUAUGCAACCUGGCUCCAGAACCUGGUCAACUUGGAUGCUUGGCAUCAAUAUCUGCACACUACUUCGAGGCUACCUCUGGGGAAUGCCUUACUUUUGUAUACAGUGGGUGUGGGGGCAAUGCCAACAACUUCCCGUCCUACGAAAAAUGCAUCGAUAAGUGUAAAGGAGUUCUUCCGUCUUGCCUUGCUGAGCAAAAACGUCUCUCUGGCUUGCAACUGGGUCACUUUGCUCCGAAGUGCAAGUCGAGCGGUCGAUAUCAAGACGUACAGUGUUACAGACAAACAGGGUACUGUUGGUGUGUCGAUGAGUACGGCAAAGAAUUGAUGGGCACCAGGGUUACCGGAAUUCCCGUCUGUAGCCUAGCAGCUGGGUCGGGACAGCUAACUUCCUGUCUUAAAGAAAGACGAAACGCUUUAGGCUUCAACGGCGUCCCCUCUGUUGGAAAAUUUGUUCCAGAAUGUAAACCGGACGGAGAAUAUGCAGAGAUUCAGUGCUUUGGAAACACAAACUUCUGUUGGUGUUCAGACGAACGAGGUUACGAGAUUGCUGGUACACAUCGUUGGGGAUCACCAAAAUGUCCUGCCCAAGUUCGUCCAGGAGUGUGUCCAUUCGUACCAGACCCAAAAAGAUGCCCAGCGGAAAUGACUGAGCAGUCAUGCUCACAGGACAGUGACUGCCCAGAAUUAUCCAAAUGCUGUGACUGUGGUUGUGUUAGGCGUUGUACGCGUGUUUCGUCAGAUAAACCAGCUCCAAUCUCAGCUUGUGUCAAUGAGCAUGUCAAGACGUUGUGGUCAUCAUGUCCUCACGUCCAAGUUAGUGGUCGCUCGCUUCCAAAAUGUAAACCUGACGGUGGAUACGAGGAGGUGCAGUGUGCUGAAGCUUACGAUGUCUGCUGGUGUGUCAACAAAGAUGGCCAUGAAAUCCCCAGAACGAGACAAAGUGGGAAACCAAACUGUACGAUACAAGCUGCUAUGACCCCGUGUCAGAGGGAAAACAAGAGAGCUAUGACCAUGCGCAGUAGGACGCCAAUCAGUUUAUUUGUCCCAAGCUGUAAACCAGAUGGCUCAUUUGAACCAGUUCAGUGUCAUGAUAUGUCAGGCAAAUGCUGGUGUGUUGACAAGAAUGGAAGCGAGCUGGCAGGAACUCACCAAUGGGGGAAACCGAACUGUUCUGACAUAGAUAAAACGAUGACCGUAUGCCAGUCUCGUCGCGAAGAGUGCCUUGAUAACCCUCCACCCGGACAUGUUUCUCCCCGCUGUAAGGCGGACGGUUCAUACGACGACAGACAGUGUCUCCAGACCACAGGAGAGUGCUGGUGUGUUGAUAGAAACGGAAAUGAAAUACCAGGGACGCGCUCCAGAGAAAAGCAGGACUGUUCAUUACUUGGCUGGCUAAGCCCGUGCCAAAUUCAGCGACGUCGAGCCUUGGGUGUUAGAGACGUCCCUGUUGUCGGGAUACACGUGCCAGAUUGUAAGGCGGAUGGAGGUUAUCACCCAGUCCAGUGUGAUGUGAUAUCAGGGUACUGCUGGUGCGUGGAUGAGUAUGGCUUUGAAGUGAAGGGAAGUCGCAUCAAGGGAAGACCAAGCUGCGGGAAAGAACCGCCGUGCAAGAAAGAACGUGACAAGAUUUUAGCGUCCUUUCCCAAGCCCCCGCCAGGAAUGAUUAUUCCGCAGUGCCGCGAGGACGGUGGUUACCAAGCUUCUCAGUGCCAUGGCUCCACUGGAUUCUGUUGGUGUGUUGAUGAGUAUGGUAACGAGUUAACGGACACGCGAAUUAGAGGACCAAUUAACUGUUCAGGUAAGUUAGAUAUAUCAUUUAUACAUUUUAAUUUUUAA